Messenger RNA from Girardinichthys multiradiatus, 1469 nucleotides. Its product is annotated as methyltransferase-like 26 B. The transcript has 7 exons. NCBI's taxonomy places the organism in Eukaryota, Metazoa, Chordata, Actinopteri, Cyprinodontiformes, Goodeidae. The record is from RefSeq and is a predicted model, not a curated record. Bases 106 to 738 code for a protein of 210 amino acids.
GUAAUCUGUGGACCCAUCUGCUGUGACAGUCACCCACCCUACAUCCACCUUACACAAAUAUGUCACCUCUUUGUUAGACUCUGUAACCCAGCACAAGAGAAGACCAUGCUGCUGUCUCCUCAGGCAGAGAGGAACUGGGAGGGUCUCUGUGAGGUGCUUGAAGAUGUGCUGGAGGACCAGUCUCACAAGCAGCUGUUUGCCUUAGAGAUUGGCUCUGGAACGGGACAGCAUGUCAUAAGGUUUGCACAGAAGUUACCAUUUGUUACUUGGCAGCCAUCGGACAUCAAAGAGGAGUGCCGAGACAGCAUAAAGGCAUAUAUAGCUGCCACCAAUGUGAAAACUGUGCUGCAGCCUGUCCUGCUGGAUGCCAGUGAACCUUGGGACAAAUGGGCAGGUGUUUCACAUAACUCCUGUGAUGUUAUUAUCGCCAUUAACCUGCUGCAGUACAGCUCUUUCAAAACAGCACAAGGUGUUUUUAGUGGAGCAGGGCAGAUCCUCAAACCAAAUGGCCUUCUAAUGACAUACGGGAUGUAUGCUGUUAAUGGCAUCAUUACACCAAGCUGUAAUGAAGUUGUGGAUGAAGAACUAAAGAAACUGAAUCCAGAGUGGGGUCUUCCAGACCUUGAUGUGCUGAGACAGCAGGCCUAUGGAAACGGGCUGCGUUUGGAGAGAAUGAUUGAGAUGGAAGACUACUACAAAUGCCUCCUCUUUCGGAAACUCGGAAGGUUAUCCCUGUAAAGUGUGCACUACAGGAGAGUACUGGUUACAACAAGAAGGCCAUUAUUCACCAAAUCAACAGGUCAACAGGACAACCAUCAAAAAAAUCCCCAUCAUGUACCUUUUUCUUACAAACUUUAGACAGAAUAUUAAAAUUGAAAGUUAAUCUUUUAGAUAAAUUUGGUAAUUUGGUUAAGAAGCAGGAUUAAAAUGUUACAACUAUGAGAGAAUUUUAUGGAAUUGAUUUAGUUUGGUUGGACACAUAAUGUCCCAGUUUAUGCUGUUUUCUGUUGACAUCUUAAAUCAUUAUUCUCUCGUUUUUUUUUUCCUGUUUCCUCAUUUUAAAUAUUGCAAAAACAUGGUAGUUGUUUUUGUAUUGUUAAAUGUAUUAUUAUUAAUAAUGCAUUUAAAUUAUUAAAUGCAUUUGUUCAUGUCAGUAAAUCUGUGGAUUGAGCCCUUACUAUACACAUUUCUUUGAUUUACAGAUAUUUUCAAUGAAAAUUGUGCAAAUUAUCAAUCCAGGUGGGAAAUAAAACAAAGUUGAAACAUGUAGACAGUAAGAACCUGAUGUUUAUUAAAUAUAAUUUUAAAUUACUUUAAAGUCAGACAGAUCAGCAUGAUGGAGUUAAAGAAGUUCACACAUAGAAACUGAAGAUACAGAGUGUGAUACAUACAUGCAGCAUGUCAUUUUCAUUCUAUAAGCAUUUCUAAACAAACAAACAAAAAACAAAAAAACAAGUAAUCUUGAGAAA